AUGUGUGCUUCUCUCUUUAUUGUGCUUCUCUCUUUUAUAACUGCUUCUCUCUUUAUAUGUGCUUCUCUUUAUUCUCUUUUAUACGUGUGCUUCUCUCUUUUUGUUUUAUCUCUCAUCUUCUCUCUUUAUGUGUGCUUCUCUCUUUUUAUGUGUGCUUCUCUCUUAUAUGUGUGCUUCUCUCUUUUUUAUAUGUGCUUCUCUCUUUUAUGUGUGCUUCUCUCUUUUUUUUUAUGUGUGCUUCUCUCUUUUAUGUGUCUCUUAUUCUCUCUUUUUUAUGUGCUUCUCUCUUUUCUUUAUAUGUGUGCUCUCUUUUAUGUGUGCUUCUCUCUUUUUUGUGUGCUUCUCUCUUAUUUGAUUCUCUCUUUUAUGUGUGCUUCUCUCUUUUAUGUGCUUCUCUUUAUAUGUGUGCUUCUCUCUUUUUAUGUGCUUCUCUCUUAUACGUGUGCUUCUCUCUUUUAUGUGUGUUUCUCUUUAUAUAUGUCUGAACUCUUUCAUUAUGCAACUUCUCUCUUUUUUGUUUUUUAUAACUCUCUUUUAUGUGUGAACUUCUCUCUUAUACAAUGCACUUCUCUCUUUUUGUUUAUUCUCUUUUUUAUGUGUCUUCUCUCAUACGUGUGCUUCUCUCUUUUUAUGUGUGCUUCUCUUUUUUUUAUAACUGCUUCUCUCUUAUAUGUGUGA
Acanthosepion pharaonis is the source of this 678-nucleotide messenger RNA. NCBI's taxonomy places the organism in Eukaryota, Metazoa, Mollusca, Cephalopoda, Sepiida, Sepiidae. The record is from the annotation of a GenBank genome assembly.